Plutella xylostella (diamondback moth) is the source of this 1267-nucleotide messenger RNA. RefSeq lists its product as uncharacterized. Gene Ontology annotation, cellular component: nucleus. NCBI's taxonomy places the organism in Eukaryota, Metazoa, Arthropoda, Insecta, Lepidoptera, Plutellidae. The record is from RefSeq and is a predicted model, not a curated record.
CCCGUAUCAUGAAAAUUCGAGCUAACGUAUAGAAUCGAAUGCGAGUGCGACUAUUCGAAAGUGCUGUCAAGUUGACAAUAGUCGCACUCGAAUUCGAUUCUAUACGUUAGCUCGCUUGCGAGUAUCUAUCGAAUGCUCGAUGCGUUGGUCGAUAGAAGAUCCGAAAGUUCGUGUAGAAAUUUGACACCCAUAUUUGAUUAACUGUAAAACUUCGUAUUUCAUGAGUUUUUAUCAAAUAUUUACUCUUAUUCCACAAUAUUAUUGUACUAAACAAUUAUUAAAUGAAAAAUAAAAAAUAAAUAGUAGAUAAAAAAAUGUACUUAUUCUAAUUAUUUAAUCGUAAAAGAAGAAAAUUUUGAACGAAAUGUCAUACCUUUGUUUGACAUUACAUAAAUAUAACAUCAAAAUCAUUUCAUCUAAAGCAGUUGUAGAUUGUGGUCCAUUUUACAAUGAAAACAAGUGGGACGCAAUUCAAUUUGAUGAUUGAAUUUAUGGAACGGAAUGGGGAUCUAUCAAAGCCGGCCACCCACAUACAGCAUGGUCGGCCGUGGGUGACCAAAAAGUGGCAGGAGCUCGCUGCCCUUUUGAACGGUGACCCUUCAGGCAGCGAGAAGUCGGAGGAAAAGUGGAGGAAAGUUUGGAGCGAUUUUAAAAACAGCUGCAAAAAAAAGGUGGCUCGCAUUAACAAGUCCAUUAAUGGGACUGGUGGUGGCCCUGCUCUUACCUCCCAUUUAACAGAUGCGGAACAGCGGGUGGUGGCGAUGGUUGGGAUCCAGGCAGCCAUUGGGCUUGAUGUUGAAGAAGUUGGCUUUGGACAGGUAGAAACGCACAUUGACACUAAACCUCCAACAACGACUCGUGAACCUGCACUACCUGAUCCGGAAGAUUGGAACAUGCCUGGGACCAGCCAAUCGCCACCACACUUUCCUGGGGAGGUUGAGUUAGAGCCACCACUAGUCCCGGAGGAGAAAGCAUGGGAGCCACCAAAAAAAAAGAAAAAAAAAGAAGAAAUUGCUGAUUUAUAUAUUCAAUGUGAGAAGGAUGCCAGAGAGCGUGAAAGGGAACGGGAUGAUAGAUUUUAUGAAAUAGAGAGAGAAAGGAUACGGCAGAGGGACAUUGAGCUGCAGCAGAGGGACAGGGAGCUCACGCUGCAAGCUCAAUGGCUCCAGUUUAUGAGAGAUGGGAUGAGUUUGCUAGAGAGAUUUUUGUAUGAGAGAUCAUGAAUGAAAGAGAAUGUUCUUGUGAGGUAAUAAAAGUUUUAUUUAAA